UGCGGUCGUCUUAUAGUCAGACAUCUCUGGCAACGGCCGAUGGCUCACGCUCGCGCGCCGACCAGCUGUCGCGAUUGUGGUAGUGAUGGAAAAUUCGUGGUGGUAGCGGUCGGAGAAGCUCUAUAGUCGAACGCGGUUUAGUCGCGAUCCGUACACAAACGGCGGCGGUUCGUAACUUAUCGAAGUUCAUCUACGUCGUCUUCGGUGCUCACCUAAAGGCAGAUCUAAGGAUUGUUCGUCGCUGAUAAGAGAGAGAAUCGAUAUAUCAGAUAACCAUGGUAAAAGCGUACAACGGUGCGUUGGUCCUGGCGGAUGUCCUGCUGCUUAUUUUGAAGAUCCUAUAUUACAUCUGCGAGAGCGUGUAUAAAUUUUUUGUUCCAACAGAAGAAAAGAGCGUAACCGGUGAGAUCGUUUUAAUAACAGGCACGGGUCAUGGUAUCGGAAAGGAGUUGGCACUCCGUUACGCAUCUCUAGGCGCAACCGUAGUAUGUUGGGAUUUGAAUCAACAAGCAAAUGAGGAGACAUUAAACGAGAUAAAAAAGACGGGAACUACUGCAGUAUACGCGUAUCAUUGCGACGUAUCGAAGAGGGAACAGGUCCUUAGUGUAGCCGAGAGAGUAAAAAAAGAAGUCGGUGACGUUACUAUUUUGAUUAACAAUGCUGGUAUAAUGCCCUGCCACGCCUUCCUUGAUCACACGACCGAUGAAAUUAGACGGAUCUUUGACAUUAACGUGCUGGCCCACUUCUGGAUAUUGCAAGCGUUUCUACCAAGCAUGAUCGAGAAAAAUCAUGGCCACAUCGUUGCACUCUCGUCAUUGGCAGGACUUAGUGGCCUUCCGAAUUUAGUUCCUUAUUGCGCUUCGAAAUUCGCAGUUAGAGGGCUUAUGGAAUCGAUGAGCGAGGAAUUACGAUUAUCUACCAAAGGGAAAUCUUUAAUCAAAUUCACAACCAUUUAUCCGUACAUGGUGGACACCGGGCUUUGCAAAAAACCAAAAAUAAAGUUUCCGAAUGCCAUGCCGUUGGUUUCACCGGAGCAAACAGCUUCAGAAAUAAUCCGUGCGCAGAGAUGCGACUACCGAGAAAGAUCUGUGCCUUCACUAUGGCUGCCACUGGGCACAGUCUUAAGAAUUUUUCCCGACAAUGCUUUACGCAUCUUGAUAGACUUCUUCGAUAGCGGCGUCGAGGCGGUGAGCUAACAGAUGCAAGAAACGCUCAUACAACUAAAAAAAAAAAAAAAAAAUGUGAAUAAAAUUUUUUAUACAAU
This is a messenger RNA of Formica exsecta, 1264 nucleotides long. RefSeq names its product short-chain dehydrogenase/reductase family 16C member 6-like. The record is from RefSeq and is a predicted model, not a curated record. The transcript has 8 exons. Gene Ontology annotation, cellular component: lipid droplet. Lineage: Eukaryota; Metazoa; Arthropoda; Insecta; Hymenoptera; Formicidae. Bases 276 to 1196 code for a protein of 306 amino acids. Gene Ontology annotation, molecular function: oxidoreductase activity, acting on the CH-OH group of donors, NAD or NADP as acceptor.